Molecule: messenger RNA, 503 nt
Organism: Orbicella faveolata
Lineage: Eukaryota; Metazoa; Cnidaria; Anthozoa; Scleractinia; Merulinidae
Product: large ribosomal subunit protein eL34-like
Biological process (GO): translation
Cellular component (GO): ribosome
Molecular function (GO): structural constituent of ribosome
Source: RefSeq, a predicted model, not a curated record
CAUGACCAAAACGACAUGAGUGGAGUUGAUUCUGUCUCAAAUUUGUCCGCCAUGUUCACACACACGUGCUAUGUACAACAUGAUCGCAUGUUCAGACGGUCGAAUGCCCAAGAUGCAUCGCGCGCCUCAAUGUCGUUCUCUUCGAUCACCAACAAGUUGAAAAUGGUGCAGCGACUGACCUACAGACGUCGUCUAUCCUACAACACUCGGUCCAACAGGAAAAGGAUUUCCAAGACACCUGGUAAGUUUGUCUUCAAUUCAAGUUUCGAUAUAAAACACCUUCCAGCUCUUCGUCCCAAGAAGCUGAUGCACAUAUCCAAACCACAGAAGACUGUUAGCAGGGCAUAUGGUGGUUCACGCUGUGCUCGAUGUGUGCGAGAAAGGAUAGUCAGGGCCUUCCUGAUUGAGGAACAGAAGAUUGUUGUACGUGUCCUCAAAGCACAGCAGGGAAAGAAACCAGCCUCGGAUUAAAAACGAAAUAAAUAAAUGUUUCAUUGUACAUA